AUGAUUUCGCUAUCUGUAAUUCCUCCUGGAGAAGAAGUUCCCUCAAGGAUGCCCAACAGGAUUCAUCCGGAUCGGUUGAACUUCCUGCACACCUUAAUGCAACAAAGUGACAGUGUAUCGAUCCAGAUUGGCGAUUCGUGGGAACCGGAAGAUCCGAAACAUACGGGUCCAGCAUGGGCGGACUUCGAGUCUUCGGCUCCUGAACUACCACCUAGUGAGAGCGGUUUCUUCAGCAAUAAAGACAGCAACAAUGCAAAUGAUCUAUCUACUCAGGAUAGCUAUGAUCCAUUCAUCAUCCCAACCCAGUUCAAACCGGAAAAGGAUCCGUUUGCACCUCCUGAUAAGGACCUUAUAGAUGAGGACUACGAUCCGUUUGCUGUACGGCCGGUGGAGGACAUUGUAGCCGAUGCUAAAGCCAAGGCUGAAGAGGCUCGUUUGAAAAAGGAGGCUAACGACGAUGUGGAUUUCUUCGGAGGAACACGGCAAAGUCCAGAACUGUCAACGCCGACUCCGGAAGGGGGUAGCGCCGUCACUAGUCCAUCUCAUCGUCCAGAUGCGUUUGAAGACGAUUUCAAAUGCGAGGUUCGAAAUGAAGAUGGUUGGAAUUUGGCAGUUAUUUACGAGGAACGAUUUCAGGGUAUGGACAUGGAGACUCCAACCCCGCUUUAUGACGAAGACGAUUCGGAACCGCUCACCGAAUUCGCACCGAAGUUUGCGGGUGAUGGUUGGGAGCUGAUGGUUAGACAUCCUUUGAAAAAGAAAACGUUCAUGGCCGAUCGUUUCUGGAAACCGUGCUAUGUUCGGCUGAAUGGUAACAAUCUCCUCGUCUACAAUUCCAAAACCGACCCAAAACCGAUACAGGAACUCCUACUUCAAGCCAGCUAUUCACUUUCGGAUAUCACCUUACAAGCAUACGAUGUCUACGGGAAGAUUCACACAGUUAAAUUACAAUAUGUUUUGUAUAAGGAAAAAGUUGGCAUUCGACCAGGGCAGAUUUCUCGUCUCGUUGAUGGUCACAUCACCAAGUAUGGGUUACCCUUGGAGCAUACCGCUCAAUGUACGGUCCUGCUGAAGUUCGGUUCGCUACUUUAUGGUGAACUUCAAUCUUUUGUGUCCACCAUCGAGGAUAUCCUGUUCAAAUGCCCGGCUAGGCGAGAUACCAAGCCCGUGUACAAGCAGGAUGAAGUGCAGAUUCACUGCUACGACGAGUAUUCCGCCUAUGUCGAUAAGGAAGGCAUACUGUCGGAUCAACGGGCCAGAGUACGACUUUUCUGCCUGGCUUUUGUCACUGGCUCUCCAUUUUUGGAAAUCGGACUGAACGAUAGGAGAAGGCAAGGAAAGGAAAUUGUAAGACGAAAAGACAUUCUGCCGAUGUAUACGGAGCGAUGGAUUCGAUUCGAGGAUGUUGAGUUCCACUCAACCGUCGACAAAGCAGCCUUCGAAUUACGAGCAAGUGCAUCGACUGAAGAUCACGGAUGCGGGUGCUUCUUUGAGGUUAUGCGGUUUCGUAUUCGCCCACCGAGGAAUCGAGAAAAAGCUAUAACCAUCAAAGCAGUCAUGAAGAUUGCCGGAUCGAAGGUGGAGAUACGUAUUGAAGCGAUGGCAGCCGCGCAGAUUGAGAAAACUCGAGGAGGGAAAAGUACCCGGAGACAAAUCCCAUGUGAAGAUAUUUCGAUUCGAUUUCCCAUUCCAGAGGCGUGGAUUUACAUAUUCAGGUAA
Messenger RNA from Cooperia oncophora, 1719 nucleotides. The record is from the annotation of a GenBank genome assembly. Lineage: Eukaryota; Metazoa; Nematoda; Chromadorea; Rhabditida; Trichostrongylidae.